CUGAUGUAGCCCAGCAGUUCCAGUAUGUCGUGCGAGUUAUUGGCAGCAACUUUGCCCCAACUGUUGAAAGAGAUGAAUUUCUAGUAGCUGAAAAAAUCAAAAAAGAACUUAUUCGACAAAGAAGAGAAGCAGAUGCUGCUUUAUUUUCAGAGCUCCACAGAAAGCUUCAUUCACAGGGAGUUUUGAAAAAUAAAUGGUCAAUACUCUACCUCUUGCUGAGCCUUAGUGAAGACCCACGCAAGCAGCCAAGCAAGGUUUCUAGUUAUGCUACAUUAUUUGCUCAGGCAUUGCCAAGAGAUGCCCAUUCCACUCCCUACUACUACGCCAGGCCUCAGACUCUCCCGUUGAACUACCAGGAUCGAAGCACCCAGUCGGUGCAGGCCUCUGGCAGUCUGGGCAGCAGUGGCAUCAGCAGCAUAAGCGUGUAUGCCCUCAACGGCCCAGCCCCAGCGCCACAGACUCUCCUUCCGGGACAGUCUCAUCAAGCUCCAGGAGUAGGAGACUGCCUUCGACAGCAGUUGGGGCCACGUCUUGCAUGGACUCUCACUGCAAAUCAGCCUUCUUCACAAACCACUACCUCAAAGGGUAUCCCAAACACCUUUUCUCGCAAUGCGACAAGGUCAAGGAGAGAAGGGGACACAGGUGGUACUGUGGAAGUUACAGAAGCAGCUCUUGUAAGGGACAUUUUGUACGUCUUCCAGGGCAUAGAUGGCAGAAACAUCAAAAUGAGCAACACCGAAAAUUGUUAUAAAGUGGAAGGAAAGGCAAACCUAAGUAAAUCUUUGAGGGAUACAACAGCCAGACUUGCUGAAUUGGGAUGGUUACAUAAUAAAAUCAGGAAAUACACUGACCAGAAGAGUCUGGACCGCUCAUUUGGACUUGUAGGUCAGAGCUUUUGUGCUGCCUUGCACCAAGAACUCAAAGAGUACUACCGAUUACUCUCUGUUUUACACUCCCAGCUACAGCUAGAGGACGAUCCAGGUGUGAAUUUGGGACUUGAGAGUAGCUUAACACUGAGGCGCCUCCUUGUUUGGACGUACGAUCCCAAAAUAAGACUGAAGACUCUGGCGGCCCUGGUCGAUCACUGUCAAGGAAGGAAAGGAGGUGAGCUGGCCUCAGCCGUCCACGCCUACACGAAGACGGGAGACCCCUACAUGAGGUCCCUGGUGCAGCACAUUCUCAGCCUCGUGUCCCAUCCUGUCCUGAGCUUCCUGUACCGCUGGAUAUAUGAUGGGGAGCUUGAGGACACUUACCAUGAAUUUUUUGUGGCAUCAGAUCCAACAGUUAAAACAGAUCGAUUGUGGCAUGACAAGUAUACUUUGAGGAAAUCAAUGAUUCCUUCAUUCAUCACAAUGGACCAGUCUAGGAAGGUCCUUUUGAUAGGAAAAUCAAUAAAUUUCUUGCACCAGGUUUGUCAUGAUCAGACUCCCACUACAAAGAUGAUAGCUGUGACCAAGUCUGCAGAGUCGCCCCAGGAUGCUGCAGAUUUAUUCACAGAUUUAGAAAAUGCAUUUCAGGGGAAAAUUGAUGCUGCUUAUUUUGAGACCAGCAAAUAUCUAUUGGAUGUUCUCAGUAAGAAAUACAGCCUGCUGGACCACAUGCAGGCGAUGAGGCGGUACUUGCUUCUUGGUCAAGGAGACUUUAUAAGGCACUUGAUGGAUUUGCUGAAGCCAGAACUUGCUCGUCCAGCUACGACUUUGUAUCAACAUAACUUGACUGGAAUUCUUGAAACCGCAGUCAGAGCCACCAAUGCCCAGUUUGACAGUCCCGAGAUCCUGAGGAGGCUGGAUGUGAGGCUGCUGGAGGUCUCUCCAGGUGACACUGGGUGGGAUGUCUUCAGUCUGGACUACCACGUCGAUGGACCAAUCGCAACUGUGUUUACUCGAGAGUGUAUGAGCCACUACCUGAGAGUGUUUAACUUCCUCUGGAGGGCCAAGCGGAUGGAGUACAUCCUCACUGACAUACGGAAGGGACACAUGUGCAACGCGAAGCUUCUGAGGAACAUGCCGGAGUUCGCUGGGGUGCUGCACCAGUGUCACGUGCUGGCCUCUGAGAUGGUCCAUUUCAUCCAUCAGAUGCAGUAUUACAUCACGUUUGAGGUGCUUGAAUGUUCUUGGGAUGAGCUUUGGAACAAAGUCCAGCAGGCCCAGGACCUGGACCACAUCAUUGCAGCACACGAGGUGUUCUUGGACACCAUCAUCUCCCGUUGCCUGCUGGAUGGCGACUCCAGG
This is a messenger RNA of Galeopterus variegatus (Sunda flying lemur), 2231 nucleotides long. It is a transcript of the gene TUBGCP3, whose product is annotated as tubulin, gamma complex associated protein 3. The record is from RefSeq and is a predicted model, not a curated record. Gene Ontology annotation, biological process: meiotic cell cycle; spindle assembly; mitotic cell cycle. Gene Ontology annotation, molecular function: microtubule minus-end binding; gamma-tubulin binding. Gene Ontology annotation, cellular component: spindle pole; gamma-tubulin small complex; centrosome. Lineage: Eukaryota; Metazoa; Chordata; Mammalia; Dermoptera; Cynocephalidae. The transcript has 18 exons. The annotation marks the transcript as partial.